Phoenix dactylifera (date palm) is the source of this 871-nucleotide messenger RNA. The record is from RefSeq and is a predicted model, not a curated record. NCBI's taxonomy places the organism in Eukaryota, Viridiplantae, Streptophyta, Magnoliopsida, Arecales, Arecaceae.
GACUAGUGUUUGGUGAUUCCUGUGUUCCAAGCAUCUAAUACCCCAGAGCCCACCUCGUCAAACCUCGGCUGCUAAAAUAAAGUUUACGCUCCAUGCCAGCUUCUCCCUAUAUAGCCUCAGUUCCCUCAGCUUGGUCGCUAGGUGAAGUUGUUCGCACUCCAUUGAUGCGAAGAAGCAAUAGAUAGCUUCAAACCAUUCGUCCAUCGAUCGAACAAGAAUGGCAUCGAAGAGAAUCGUCAAGGAGCUCAAGGACCUGCAGAGAGACCCACCAACUUCCUGCAGUGCAGGUCCUGCGGCUGAUGACAUGUUCCACUGGCAAGCUACCAUCAUGGGGCCUCUUGACAGUCCGUAUGCUGGGGGUGUUUUCCUCUUGAACAUCCAAUUCCCAUCAGAUUAUCCUUUCAAACCUCCCAAGGUGGCAUUUAGGACCAAGGUCUUCCAUCCAAACAUCAACAGCAACGGUAACAUCUGUUUGGAUAUACUCAAGGAUCAGUGGAGCCCGGCCCUAACCAUAUCAAAGGUUUUGCUAUCCAUAUGCUCAUUGCUGACAGAUCCAAACCCCGACGAUCCGUUGGUCCCGGAGAUCGCACACAUGUGCAAGACCGACCGAUCAAGAUACGAGACCACGGCUCGAAGCUGGACCCAGAAGUAUGCCAUGUGCUGAGCCAGAGAGCUGCUCUACUAGUGAAAUGAUUUAAUGUGGCAUUAAUACUAUGAAUCCUUAAGUAAGCACCAGUGAUGGCACUGGAGAGAUGGACUCUAAGUAAUGAUGUUUGGUGUACCAAUUUCCCACUUGUAUGGUGUAAUAAUAAGGCGAAGACAUUUUUGAGUUGAUUCUGACAACUAUGAAAUGUUUUCUUUUCCCACCUAA